Molecule: messenger RNA, 345 nt
Organism: Pocillopora meandrina
Lineage: Eukaryota; Metazoa; Cnidaria; Anthozoa; Scleractinia; Pocilloporidae
Source: the annotation of a GenBank genome assembly
AUGGAUAAUAGUACUUGUAGUAACGAACAAGAAGAUGCUGCCAACCGAUGUCGGUGGUUUCGCAUCAAUUGGAAAUGGUGCAAAAUGGGCAGCUCUGGUCUUGGAAUAGAUAUCCGCUCAAAUCCAAUGGUGUCGCUUGUGUCUGCUCAGAUUAUUUGGGGCUUUGUCCCUUGGUGCAUAUACAAUCAAACCGGAGACAGCGAAUUCUACGAUGUCCGAGUGGAAAACAUGGAUCACCGCUACCUUUAUCUGGAUGUACAUUGGUACCCAAGAUGCCUGGGCUGUAAAUAUAAUAGUUCUGUACUUCUCCAAAUACGGCAACAUGAAACUGGGAAAACCGGAUGA